AUGAAAGCUGCAAGGAAUCAGUUCUAUGUUCCUGCAGAAUUGAAGAUUAUUGUGAUUGCUCCUGAGCUCUAUAACAGAGAACUCCUCAGACUGGAUGGUUCAUACAGGAUUAAAGAAGAAGGUGGUGUCAUGUCUCCUUGCCCAAAUUGCCAAACCAAUGUGGGAAUGAGGAUCACUGGCUGGACCUCAGCAAGAAAGAACUGCCAGAGGGUUAUCAAUACAAAACUAAGCCAUGAUAUCAUUAUUGGAGCAACCUACAAGUGCACCUUCAUUGAUGCCACGAACAACAAAUGCAACAAAACUUUCACGGCUUAUGAUGGCAAAUUAUGGCAACAAUUCCCAAAGGCAGUGAAAAGGAAGUAUCAGGACUAUGUCUCUGUUUUUGUUGACAGAACUACAAAUCAAAUGCUAUCGCCUGGUUUCUGUGACCAGCUCCUCUUUUACAAGGGUUCCUUUGAGGAUAUGUCACGCAGGCUAGCAAACUCCAUUGCAAAUCUUGCCAAUGAAGCCACUGCAAUGUACCGCAACUUCACAGAGGAAGAGGCUGACUUGUUUCCCCCAGAGCUACCAAAAUCCAUGACUCCUGAGGAGUAUGCCAACAAAAAAUCACAAAAGUGGCCACCAUUUAACGCUGAAAAGUCAUUCUCCGGUUACUUCAAAAUGCCAACACGUCCAACAGUCACCAAAAUGUUUGAAGAGCUAUAUAUGACCGAGUUGAACCUUUCCUGCUUAGAGAUCUCUUAA
Seminavis robusta is the source of this 744-nucleotide messenger RNA. NCBI's taxonomy places the organism in Eukaryota, Bacillariophyta, Bacillariophyceae, Naviculales, Naviculaceae. The record is from the annotation of a GenBank genome assembly.